This is a messenger RNA of Mya arenaria, 1230 nucleotides long. RefSeq lists its product as uncharacterized. The record is from RefSeq and is a predicted model, not a curated record. The transcript has a single exon. NCBI's taxonomy places the organism in Eukaryota, Metazoa, Mollusca, Bivalvia, Myida, Myidae. The coding region runs from base 1 to 1230 and encodes 409 amino acids.
AUGGAUCAGUAUAUCACUCGUUUGAGACAAAAAGCCGUGUACUGUAAUUUUACAAAUGUAGAAGAGAAUAUUAGGGACCAGGUCAUCGAGAAAUGUUAUUCGCAAAGACUGAGAAGAAAAUUGUUGGAAAAAAGUGAUGUUUCUUUAGAUGAUUUACGAGGGAUAGCAAGGUCACUUGAAGCAUCGGAAUUGCAGGCUUCCACAAUGGAAUCAAAAGAAAGUGUAAACAAAAUACGACACAAAUUUAUGCCAAAACCACAGGCAUCUGGUGCAUACAGACCACAGGCACAUGGUGCAUACAAAAACAGAAAUGGGACAGAAUCUGGGAAAUGUCAGAAAUGCUAUGCAUGUGGAAAGACAGAUCCUAAGUGUCCAGCUAGAGGAAAGAAGUGCAGAAAAUGUAAAAAAGAAAAUCAUUUUGAGAAAUGUUGCAAAUCUAAGCCUUUUGGUAAACCAAAUCAGAGCCGUAGAGAAAAGAUCAGAGCAGUUGAUGUCGAUGAAAAUGAUUCAUCUGAUAAUUACGUAUUCACUGUAUCAAGCCAGUACAUGAAAGGAGACAUACAUGUUGACAUAGGGGGAAUAACCAUUCCCGUGAUUAUAGAUUCUGGUGCAACCGUGGAUAUCAUUGACAGAAACAUGUGGGAAUACAUGAAAGAAAUAAAAGUGAAAUGUAACAGUAAACUGACAAAUAAAAAAGUGUAUGCAUAUGGUAAUGAUAAACCUUUAACUGUAGCUGGGAGUUUCACUGCUGAUGUAACAGUGUCAAAUAAAACUGUAAAUGCUGAAUUCAUUGUGGUAGAAGAAAAUGGACAGGCAUUGUUAGGUAAAACGACUGCUGUAGAGCUAGGCAUUUUACACAUUGGUAUGCCGAGUAUGGUGAACAACGUUAUGACUGAUGCUGAAAGGAAACAAGACCUGUGCAAGAAAUUUCCCAAGUGUUUUGAUGGUAUUGGCAAGUUAAAAGAUUAUCAGCUUCACAUUCCAGUUGAUAAUGACAUUGAACCAGUUGUACAGCCAUUGAGAAGAGUACCGUAUGAGUUACGAGAGAAGCUUGAGAAGAAAAUAGACGAGUUAGAAGAGUUGGACAUUAUUGAAAAAGUAAACUCAACAAGUAAGUGGGUAAAUCCAAUUGUUGUCGUGCCAAAGAAAGAUGAUAUAAGACUUUGUAUUGAUAUGAGAAGAGCCAACGAAGCAGUUAAAAGGGAGAGAUACCCUAUUCCAACAACAUAA